Messenger RNA from Musca domestica (house fly), 1950 nucleotides. RefSeq names its product glutathione-specific gamma-glutamylcyclotransferase 1. The transcript is spliced from 4 exons. Bases 622 to 1467 code for a protein of 281 amino acids. Gene Ontology annotation, molecular function: gamma-glutamylcyclotransferase activity; glutathione specific gamma-glutamylcyclotransferase activity. Gene Ontology annotation, cellular component: cytoplasm. Lineage: Eukaryota; Metazoa; Arthropoda; Insecta; Diptera; Muscidae. The record is from RefSeq and is a predicted model, not a curated record. Gene Ontology annotation, biological process: glutathione catabolic process.
AGAUUUUUAAUUUUUUUUUUUAAAUUGCCAUUGAACGUAAACCAUCAACAAAUUCAGUGAAAUGAAAAAUUAAAUCAGCGCAAUCAUAACCAGUGGAAAAUGCAAAAAAACAAGACAAGAAAAAUGGGAUUCCAAUAAGAAAAGCAAAAUUGAAAAAAGUGAACGCAAAAAAAAAACGGAAAAUAAAUAGAAUGUUUUUAAAACUAUGCUGUAAAAUGUUGAAAAUUAAACAUCGUUAUCUAGUGUCCUAGACUCUCGCUAUUCUUGGAUAAUAAAGAAUUUUGUUUCACUAACAAAACUUGAAAAAAAUCCAUCGAUGUCUGGCAUUGAAUAUAAAAGACGACCUGUAACGCAAUUUCAAGAAAAUAAAACAAAAUAUUUAGAAAAAUUAACCAAAAGACGGAAUCUCCUCGACCCAAUCAGUUCACAGCAAGUGUCGUCUUCCAGUGAUAUCUUUCCACCACCUCUUCAAGGCCAAAGAGUGCUAAAAGCCCAAUACCAUAACUCAAGGAUCUCAACUGAAUUUCCAAGUGCACUUAGCUAACAUUUUCUAAAUACACAUACACAUACACAUCAUCAUCACCCUUUCCCACCGUGUCCAUUGAGCAGAGCAUUCACACAAUGGCCAACAACAAUUUGCAACAAUUUCGCCUACCUCCUCCACCCCAAGAAAUGGCGGCCCUCUACAACAAUUUACCUCAACAUUUUGAAAAUCUUUUCUUGAACGGCAAUUUUGCUGACGAUGACGAGCGUGAAAAUAACAACAACCGCAACAUUUCCUGUUGGGUAUUCGGUUACGGUUCACUGUGCUGGUAUCCCGGUUUUGAAUAUGACAAAUGUAUUACCGGUUAUAUAAGAGGCUAUAAUCGACGUUUUUGGCAGGGCAAUACAACGCAUCGCGGUACAGCGGAUAAGCCUGGACGUGUUGCUACUUUGGUAGAAGACAAAGAGGGUAUCACAUGGGGCUGUGCUUAUAGAAUAUGUGGACAAACAGCCUUGGAUUAUUUAAAGCAACGAGAAUGUACAUUAGGUGGCUAUACAACAGUCGAUACAAAAUUCUAUCCCCGCAUUGCAUCAUACGAUGCAGCAUUUGGUGGUGAAGCCCUGCCGGUUCUGGUCUAUGUCGCCAACAAGGAUAGUGAACAUUGGUUGGGUGAGGACGAACUGGAAAAUGUUGCCAAACAAAUUGUCGAGUGUAAGGGACCCAGUGGUCAUAAUGCUGAAUAUUUGCUUAGACUUGCCACUUUUAUGCACGAAGAAAUUCCCGAAAUAUGGGAUGAGCAUUUAUUCCAAUUGGAGACACUAGUCUUGAGUGAGCUGCGCAAACGUAACAUACCAUUGUGGACGGUGAUGGGUAUGAAUCGUGAUCGGAUACGUCGUGAUUCACAUGAAGAAAUACGACGACCACCUAGUUUUGAAUUUACAUCGCGAGUGCCGGAACGUAAACUACGUUGUUUGAAUAUUUAGGCGGGAAGAGAAAACCCAAAAAGGAGAGAAAAAAAGAAUAUCAAGCGGGCACGUCUUACAGUAAACAAAAUAUCGCUGGACAAGGCAUGUUUUAAGUUUUUCGGCUUAGUAUUAACUGUUCUAUCUGAGGCUGAAAUCCAUUCAAAAUGCUUACGAUAUUUUCCAAGUUGUUUUGAUGCCUGGUAGCAUAACAUUAAAAAUCAAUCAUAUAACUAAAAUUAUUUCAAUUUUGAAACAAAUUGUUUCUCAGAAACUUCAAAAAAGAAAAUUCUUUGUAUGAUAUUGGAAUGUAACCUAAUAAAACCUAGUUAUAGGUAAUAGAUUUAUUUGGAAAGUAAAUUUACAUUAACAAAAUAACACUUUUUCUAAAUCACAUAAAAAAUGCUUUAUUAAUUUGUAAGCUAGAAUAACUAAUACAAGACAAACGCAACAAUCCAAAAACAAUAUUUGUUCAAAUAUUGUAAUAGGUUUAUAAAGAAUAUU